AUGCGGUGUGUCGAAUCCAUUGCCAUGCAAGGAAUAAUGUUUAGCCAGGUGAGCCGGCGGUUCCUUAGUGUCUCCCCUCGUCUCAACAUGACUUUCGAGGGUAAUAAAGAGGGACUAGCAGGUACUGCAGAAGAAAGAAUGUCACAUAUCUUUGGUGCUGGUAGAUUAAGAGGUGAACCACCAAAGUCAUCAAGUAGAAGAAUAAGAGGUGAAAGCAGAUUGAUUGCGGGUGUUCAAGUGCCAUCAAGGCCCGUUGAACCUGAUAAUUGUUGCAUGUCAGGUUGUAUAAACUGCGUUUGGGAGCUGUUUAACGAUGAUAUAAGAGAGUGGAGACGCAGGAGGAAAGAAGCAGCUCAGAGAAUUAAGGACACUGAGGAUAUUUGGCCAAGAGAUUGGAGUCCACCCUUACCGUAUUUAAGUUUAAAGAAUGUACCUGAGUCCCUGAAGACUGAAAAGAUUCAUAUGGAUAGACAGCGAAAGAACCAAAAACAAAAGAAUAUUAGCACUGCAAGUCUUUUCCCUCAAAGAGAAGGGCCUUUGCCAAAAACUGUUCAAGAGGCCAAGAGAAGAAACUUACAGGAGAGGGAAAAAGAGCCAGAAAAACAAGAGGCUACAGAUACUUCGAAGGGAAGUAGCAGUGAAGAACCUAUUUAUGACGAUGAUGAUGGUUGGCAAAAUGUUCCAGUUUACAUUAGAGCUUUUGCGGAAUUUGAAAGAACCAAAAAGCUUCAAAGGUUGCAGGCACAAGAACAGAACCAAACUUAG
Messenger RNA from Zygosaccharomyces rouxii, 765 nucleotides. It is a transcript of the gene DPC25, whose product is annotated as Dpc25p. The transcript has a single exon. The record is from RefSeq and is a predicted model, not a curated record. Gene Ontology annotation, cellular component: mitochondrion. Bases 1 to 765 code for a protein of 254 amino acids. Lineage: Eukaryota; Fungi; Ascomycota; Saccharomycetes; Saccharomycetales; Saccharomycetaceae.